Messenger RNA from Penicillium angulare, 882 nucleotides. RefSeq lists its product as uncharacterized. The coding region runs from base 1 to 882 and encodes 293 amino acids. The transcript is spliced from 2 exons. The record is from RefSeq and is a predicted model, not a curated record. NCBI's taxonomy places the organism in Eukaryota, Fungi, Ascomycota, Eurotiomycetes, Eurotiales, Aspergillaceae. Gene Ontology annotation, biological process: retrograde vesicle-mediated transport, Golgi to endoplasmic reticulum.
AUGUCGACACCGGAUGAAUCACCAGCUCAGAGAGCCGCUCGCCAACGCCGUGAGCGCCGUGAGGCCAAGAUCAGGGAAGGAGGCUCCGCCCGUCUGGACAAGAUCACCAGUCUAAGCGGUCGCACCCCGCAAUCAAGUUCUUCACACGCAGCCCAGGAAGAAGAUUCACCUUCUCCCCGACCUUCCCAGCCCACUUCGCCCGCCAUCUCUCAAUCUCCCUCCCCAUCCCUACAAGCUCAACAAGACCAACAAUCAGUGGCGGCCCUCCAAGCUCAACAAGAUGCCUUCCGUGCUAUGCUCCGACAAGCCGCGCCUGAAGUGGCCCAGCAUCAACAGAGCCAAGAGGCCAAUGAAGUAGAGGACCCAACCCUCAAGCUGUUAAACUCCCUUCUUGGAUCCAUGCCGACAGACCCCAACGGCCCACCACCACCACCAGACGGAGCUCCCGGCCAAGCACCAAGUGCAGGACCUGGCCUUGGGCCUGCAGCUAUCGCUUCUGCACUCGGCCUGCCCCCUUUCCUCGCGAACCUGGUCGGUGGAGCGCUCCAGACACAAGAAGAAAACCCAAAGAGCGUACGACUGUGGAAGACUCUGCACAUCUUCUUUGCGCUCAGUGUCGCUUUCUACCUGCUCUUCAUCAUCGGAUCAUCUGUCGCACUGUUUGGUAGUCUCCCUCCGAAGCCUGCCACUGCACAGAACCCAUUUGUUAUUUUUAUGACGGGCGAGCUGCUUCUAUGUGGAACACGGGUAUUGUUUGGGGGGCAAAAUGGGAUACGCUCGGGAAUCAAACUGGUAAAGGAUGUUAUUCGUGAUGGCAGUCUUAUUAUCUUUGCAUUGGGCUUGGGAAGUUGGUACACUCGUGAGUGGCAGGUUCUUGGUUGA